AUGACUGGACGUGGGAAAGGCGGCAAGGGUCUGGGCAAGGGCGGCGCGAAACGCCACCGCAAGAUCCUGCGCGACAACAUCCAGGGCAUCACCAAGCCUGCCAUCCGUCGUCUGGCCCGCCGUGGCGGUGUCAAGCGUAUCUCUGCCAUGAUCUACGAAGAAACCCGCGGCGUGCUGAAAUCCUUCCUUGAAUCCGUCAUUCGCGACGCGGUCACGUACACCGAGCACGCGAAGCGGAAGACCGUCACGUCGCUGGAUGUCGUGUAUGCGCUGAAGAGACAGGGUCGCACGCUUUACGGGUUUGGCGGAUGA
Messenger RNA from Histoplasma mississippiense, 312 nucleotides. Its product is annotated as histone H4.2. Lineage: Eukaryota; Fungi; Ascomycota; Eurotiomycetes; Onygenales; Ajellomycetaceae. Bases 1 to 312 code for a protein of 103 amino acids. Gene Ontology annotation, cellular component: nucleosome. Gene Ontology annotation, molecular function: structural constituent of chromatin; DNA binding; protein heterodimerization activity. The transcript has 3 exons. Gene Ontology annotation, biological process: nucleosome assembly. The record is from RefSeq and is a predicted model, not a curated record.